Poeciliopsis prolifica (blackstripe livebearer) is the source of this 10626-nucleotide messenger RNA. It is a transcript of the gene tlcd3a, whose product is annotated as TLC domain containing 3A. Gene Ontology annotation, biological process: lipid homeostasis. Gene Ontology annotation, cellular component: membrane; endoplasmic reticulum. The record is from RefSeq and is a predicted model, not a curated record. The transcript is spliced from 5 exons. NCBI's taxonomy places the organism in Eukaryota, Metazoa, Chordata, Actinopteri, Cyprinodontiformes, Poeciliidae. Bases 323 to 1126 code for a protein of 267 amino acids.
GGGAACAUUUCACGCGUUAACAGCGCAGCUCUUCAAAGUAAACGCAUUUCCGGCCGUGCUUUUAUUGUGUUCGUCUCCUGAGCGGAAGUGGAGCGUAAGCGUUAGAUAAGGAGCUCAGCAUCGACUCCGCUGCUGCUGCUGCGCUUCUCUUCACUGUGACUGUGCGGAGAUGUUAGACCGUUCUCGGUGAAAAAGCACCGAAGCUCUGCCCCGUGGAAAUGCCUCACCGCCGCAGGCUGUAACCGAGCGGGAUUCGCGGACAGCCGAGCGGGGCAGAGAAGGCCAGGUCUCCGGGACAGGUUGGGAGGAAAACACCGGCAGGAUGUGGCAAGUUUUAGCAUGCGGGGCUGUAGUUUUCCCCGGUCUUUUCUUCGUCUUCAGGAAGAUUCUGCCCGCCGUGUUCAAACACUGGACCGAUGCCGACGUGGUUCUGGUCAGCGAGAGACUGGUGUCCUCCAUCCACGCUGUCAUGGCAACAACAGCAGGGGUCAUCGUGGUUUCCUCAUGCAGCAACAACAUCAUUUAUGACAGGCACUGGCUGGCCACCUAUUUCGUCAUUUGGUACGGCGUCCCCUACAUGACAUACGACAUCUUCGCCAUGUACCUCAGCCACUACUACCGCUACCACGUGAAGGGCCACGAGGACUACAAGCAGCACUCGCUGAGGACCGUCAACUCCUUCGUCCGGAGAGAGUUUCUGCUGGUGCUGCACCACAUCGCGCUGCUCACCAUCCUGCUGCCUAUCACACUGUUCUUUAGGAAGGACCAGGGGGAUUUCUUCAUCGGCUGCUUGUUCCUGACAGAGCUCAGCACGCCCUUCGUCUCACUGGGGAAGAUUCUCAUCCAGCUGAGCCUCCAGGAGUGCUGGCUGCAUAAGGUCAAUGGUGGCAUGGUGCUGCUGACCUUCUUCAUGUGCCGCAUCGCCCUCUUCCCCUUCAUGUACUGGAUGUACGGCCGUCACUACGGCAUCCCGCUGCACGCCGUUCCCUUCCACCUGCCGCUCGCCACCAACCUGGGUAACUGCUGCAUCCUGGCGCCGCAGCUCUACUGGUUUGUGUUGCUGGUGAGGAAGGGCUACCGACUGUACCUGCGGAGCCGCGGGCCGCCGUCCACCAAGGAGGAUUGAUGCUGCGGCUGCGCUAUCUGGACCCGUUACGGUACUGUAGUUAACCAGGACUGCCUGCUCUCUGUCGCUCCUCCUGGGCCUCCAUACUCCAACUCCUCUGUAACAAAGCUGUUGCCUGAAGGACCUCUCACUCUUGUCUGAUUUUACUGCACUCUGAAGAAAGGUCACAUUCACCUCACUGGGAGCGGGAGGCAGAGCUUCCUGGGGACUUUCUCUGAUCUUUCACUCCUGCUGCUGAUGGAGAGGUUUGUUACGGCACUAGCUGCUAGCCGCUAGUGGUCGGUGGUUAUGUUACAGCUCUGAUGUCACGCCUCCUGGGAGCGCCUCAUCCCCAUUUAAAUCUGUUACAAAUCUGCAUCGAUAUUCCAACUACACUGUUUAUUUUUAAACUUUAUCGGGGCGAUUAAACGUUUCUGAAAUUUCAGGGUGGCAGAAGUUUCAAGGGCUCAUUUUUAGGAUCUGAUUUCAUCGUUAAAAUCGGAAACGAAUUGGAUCAUCCAGGAGUUUUUUUUUUAAUUUUAUUUCAUUUACUGCUGUGUGAUUUUUCUAAUGUGAAUUUCCUUUUUCAUUGCAUAAUCUCAGUUUAGGUUACACUGGAGGAGAGCGGAGUUAGGGCAGCUGGGAAGAGGCAGGAUGAUGGCUCAGGUUCUGAUCCAGUAAGGCUAAUGCUAGCUUCUCAGCUGGAUUUAUUGUCCAGAAACCCAGUUUAUUAACAAAAAGAAACAAUUCAGCAUGCCACCUUAAUUAGGACAUCACAAAACUUCAACAUUGAUAUUCCAGCACAUUUAUUUAGGUAUUUUUUCCCCACUUUUUCCUUUUUCCAAUUUUUUCGUUUCUUUUUUAAAAAUUUUUCUUUUCUUUUUUUUUUUAAUCCUGGCCUUUUUUUCUCUUUUAGUUCCCAACAAUUUUAUUAAAACCAGAAAAAUGUAACACUAAAAUAUUCAAACCGGCCAAACAGGUGUACGGAUGGGCUGACCAAUGAGCUGUCAGGGGGCGGGGCUUGCGGUGUGGUUGUAGCAGAGGCUCAACCAUUUAAACAUCCAGACUUUGUUUUUCUGCACCACCUGAGUUCAAAUCAGCAGUUUGAGGUUUUGUUUGAACCCCGUUGGGCCUUGGGCCCGGACAUGUCGCCCUGCUAACGAGGCUGACAUCAGGAGGUCAGAGGUCAGCCUCUCAGUGGGUCCAUCAAUUUGUGUGAACUUCUUUUAUGAGUGGCUGCCUAAAGCACUUAACAGGAAGGACUGUAUAUGAAGAUUUAAAGAUUGAAAUCAUGUUUUAUUUUAGCUUGAAGACAGUUUGCUAACUCAAAGUGAACCUGCUGAACAUGAGAGGACCAUUCCCUCAUCCUGGUAGAUAUUUAUCAGAAAGAUAAUCAACACUUAUUGAUUAGUUUUAGUUUGCUGUCUAUAUCAUUAAAAUAUCUAUAGAAAAGCUAAUUAUAUUUCACAUCUAGGGUUUGAAGUCAUGAAGACUUUGUGUGUCAGAUGAUUUUAUUGUUUCCUGUAACUUCUCUAUGCAACAGAGGCCUCUGCAGCGCCGUAGUCAGCCAUAAUGAAGUCAUCCUUUGACAUAGCGAUCCAACGCUAAGUUUCUAACGUCUGGUUCGUCAGAUUUAAAGCUGUAGGGUCAUUACUGAAAGCCGGAUCAGAAUUAAUGCGUUCACACAGCAGGUCAAGAUUCUAAACUCACAUUUGUAAUUUUUGCGUGGCCAUUCCUGACACUAAUUAAAUACGACUGCAAUCAGAUUUCUGUGUGAGCGGUUUGACACCAAACUGAAGAAGAGCGUAGCUGUCUUCCAGCAGCAUUCGGUCUACAGCAGCAAAGAUGGCCGCCGCACUCUGGAUGGGUUUUAAAGUUAUUCAGAGCCGACAGUAUGGCCACCAGAUCAGAACCAAAUCACAUCAACUCAUAAAUAGAAAGACCAGCUCAGAGCCCUUAGUGGAGCAUUGACUCCGGCUUCUGACCCGGUUCUGUUUGGACAUGGAGUCAGACCAGGAGUGGUGGGGUUUGGCUGUGAUGCGUUCGCUAACUCAGACUGAUUUCAUCACUUCGUUAUUAUCAUUAUCAUUUUCAGCUGUUGUUUACAUCCAGAUUUGCUGCCUGGAUUCUUCUGAUCAAGUAAAAUUCGGAUAAAAUGGGACACGACUGUUCAAACUGCAGACGUUUUGAAAAUGACCAGAUCCGAUUUAGUUCCACGUCUGGAAGUGGAGCGGAUCUGAACGGGGCCGUUCAGGCUGCUGUGACAAAGUCCGAUUUGGGUCGUAGUCGCCUGCUGUGUGAACGUACGAGACACUACGGAUAACAAGGUGGAGAAGAUUCUGCGAAGAACCAACCAGUGAAGAUUGGACCACUUUGACCAAUUGGACCGAUUGGUGGGAGGAAUCGGUCCGGAUGGAUGAAGUGAGGCCUGUUGCUCGGCUCUGUUAACGGUCGGCUUCCUGGACCUAGAGCGGAUGGAGUAGAGCGUCUCCAUGCUGGGAAGUCUUUACUCUCUUAGGAUGUCUUUCCACAUCACAGUUCGGUAGAUUCAGUUCUGUUGGAACCAAAACUUCACCAUCUGAUCCAUCUCCAGCUGCUGUGGUUCUCUUGUUCUUGGUUGGUUGCUUGGAGAUUGCAGCUAGCUUAAAGCUGCUGCUGCUGGAAGUUCCAACCUUCAUCCAUAGCCAGAUGAUUACCUGGUGCAGAACCGUGAAGCAGGCCUAACCAGAUCUGAGUCCAUCUUCAGUGAUCCAGCAUUUCUAACACUGGCCUCAGUGAUUUAAGCUAGCAGAGCAAGUUGGGUUGUAGCAGAGCAUGGGACUAAGCUGAGUCAGGAAGUGUUUGUUGUUGUCUGGAUUACUGAUGGGAUCAAUCAAAGUUCUGAUUGCUUUGUGGUUUUAUUUCCUCCACCCACAAACUAACAGAACUUGGACACCUCAGUGUUUCAGAUCAUCAAACCAGGUUUUAUAUCAGACAAAGAGAAACAAAGUAAGUGCAGCCAAUUCAUUAGGACCUGUCUGAUAGCAUGAAGUAGGCAAAUCACAUCCAAUCUGAAGAAAUUCGAGGAACAGACUAUAAAUAAGCAUCCCUCAGUCUGGAAGGAGUUACAGAACCGUCUACAAGGUUCUGUAACUCAAUAGGACUGGGAUCCACUCAUGGAGAACUGUCCCAGGAAAGGCUAAGGUACCAGAAUGGCUCCAGAAAAACAUCAGGGUUACUCAUCCAGGAGGACCAAAAGAACCCACAACAAAAUUUUUAUGUCAUAUUGUCUGAAACCAUAGCUUCUCCCUCAGUUAAGGUCAGAGGUCUCGACUGCACAAUAAGUAAGAGAAACUGGGAUAAAAUGGCUUCCAUGGGAGUGAUCUAAGACCAGAACCACUGCUGACCCAAAACAGCACAAAGGCUCAUCCUAAUGUGAUGGAAUCAGGAGUUCUGCUCUUUGUCUGACUGUCAGUCAGGUUGUGAUCUUAAACUGAAAUAUCUCAAAAACCAAAACGAUGGUUUUGGAGUGGCCUAGUCAAAGACUUGGCGUAACACUUUAGCACACCCUCAAACAGGUUAAUCCAGCUAGAAAACCCUCCAACGUCUGAAUUAGAUAAUUUCAGUAAAGCGGCGAGGGUCAAAGUUCGUCCAGAGAGACUGAAGAACACCUGGUGGAACCAGCAGUAUGAAGGUUUGGGGUGUGAAAACUUUCCCCAGCGGAUCGGUCGGGUUCCCUUUGUCUCACAUUAAGUCUGGUUUGGUGAUCUGAAGUGUCUCUUUAAUGUGCUAAAGCGUUCCUGCAGAUCAUUCCCUUCUCAUUCGCUGAAGCCAAUCAGGUUAGGGUCCUCUGCUGCCCCCUGCUGGCGGGACUCAUUCCUCCAGCCGCAUGAUUUUCUCCAUCCAGCUUCCAUAAAACGCGCUGAAGAAAAGGAAUAUGUUGCUGCUUUAUUAAUACAUAUUCUGAGGUUUUAAUAAACCAGAUACCUCAAACAUUAAUUAUUUCUUGUUUUGCUUUCAAGGUGAAUCUUAACUUAAAGAAAUGAAUCAACCCAUAAAAAAAUCUGAGCCACACAUCUUAAAUCGAAUACAUGUAGCAUUUUUAUUUUAAAACAUUUUAAUAUGUUUUUAUUAUUAAUGUACUUGUGAACACAGUAAGCAUAUCUUUAUUUGUAUGGCAAGUCAUUAGUAUCAAAAGUAAAUCAUAAAUAACAGGAUAGGGCAUUUUAACCAGUUCACCUCACCUUACCAACUAUUUUUAAGACAUCAAGCAUUAUUAAUCUUUAACAGGAACAUGUUUAUUUAUUAUUCAGUACACUACUAUAGUUUUCCGUUUUGUUUCAUAACCUGUACUUAUAUUUUAGUGAUUCUAAACUUGUAGUGGUCUGUUAAAAUACCCUAAAGUCCAGGAGGAAAAAAAAACUUCUUGAUAAUAAAAUAUACACAAAUGCCAUUAUGUCACUGUUGCUAAAUAAAAAUACCCCCAGCCCCUCAAAAACAAAGUUUGAUUAGAACAACAGGGGUGUCCAAACCUUUUGUCACUGGAAUCUAAAGUACUUACAGAUCAAAAAUUUAAAAAAGUAAAUAGAUUUUGUUUCUCGGUUUGUGGGAAAUGAAUAUUUUAUUCAAUAUAUACAUAAAAAAAACUUUAAAAGGAUUUAAUUAUAAGAAAGGAAUCUGGUUUCCAAAUUAUUUUGGCUCAAUUGAACAAAUUUAUUCUCUGUUAUAAAAUCAGAAUUUGGGUCACUUUAUUUCAAAAUUAUUAUGUUUAGCCUGAUUUAAUAAAUUAAAUAAAAGCUGGUUUAGGUGUAGGAAAUUUGGCUUUUCUGGAUAAAUGUUCAACUCUUGAUUUUAAAAACCUGGAAAUUAAAAGACAAAUAAUUUGCAUUGUACUGAACAUUUUCCAUUGUUAAAAUAUGUUUCUUUUACCUUUCAAAAUUUUACCUUGAUUAAAAAUAUAACAUUGGACACCCCAAUGCAUUAACAUGCAGAUUAUUUUUUAUACCAACGGCUUGCCAUAUAUCCAUCUCAUCAAAAGCUUUCAGUAAUAAUCCAGAACUUUUUUAGAUCCAUAAAUUUCAGUCCUAAGUAAACCAAAGUGUCCCGUCUGUUUAACUUUAUUUUUAGCAUGUAGCCAUAACAAUACAGACUUAUAUUAAAGUUUUAUAUUAUAAAUUCUAUUUAUCAUUUUUGAAAAUGGAGUUAAGCUGCAAAAAAACAUUCACCAGGAUCUUCUAAAUAUUAUUGGACGCAGUUUAGACUUGCAGGGCCACUUUAUUAGGAACACCUAUUUUAUUAUUCCCAUUAUUGCUGAUCUACUGGGAUUUUCACCGAUAACCUCUUAUCCUGUUGGUUUAUCAGCCGACUUUUACCAUAAAAGAAGACUUCUUUAGAAAACAAAUGUGAUUUUGAUUUAUUCAACCUGUUUAAAAGACAGCGAUACAAAUUGUCUGACAGUAGGCUGAAUGUUUCUCUGCAAACAGGAUAUUUUGAUUUUCACAAUGUGAAAGGCUCUUCAAAGUUUUUUUUUAUCUACAAAUAUUUAAGAUUCCACUUUCUGUUAAAAAAAAAAAACAUAAAAUAAACUUUUUUUCCCCUCAUUUAAUCAAAACAAAAUACUGUAAUUUUUGAGGCUUUAGAAUUUUGUUUUGACUUAACAAUUUUGUAAAUAAGUUUGGACACUGCUGUCCGACUGAAUCUGUGUACCACAGCAUGUAGGCGGUUCUGAUGACGGGGUUUGUACCUGAUAAAGUGGCCAUGUACGCCUCUGUUUCUACCUAGUGGUUGAAACUGACAAAGUUUUAUCCCCGACAAUUGACCCAUAGCAUGUCGUUCCUGACCCGCCUUCAGUUAUAGGUCAAUAGCUCAACAGUCCAGUCCGGUUAGGGCGCAGUACUUCAAUCAGUGGUCAGAAAAACCUUGCAGAUUUGUCAUCGUACUAAGAAGACGCUGAGCACAACUUCCUUCACCAAAAGGAAACGAAAUGGAGACGUCAGAUUUUAGUGGUGUAAGACCACGAGCCAUUUUUCGCGCUAGGCUAGCAUGUUUGUUUUGGUUGCAUUUACCCAACCAAAACAAACCAAAAUGCCCUGCCCUGUAAUCCACUUCCUGCGUUUGGCGCGGUCUCCGGUCCACUUGGCAUUCACAUAUGCUUCCAAACCGAACCAGAGUUCACUUCAACAGAACCCAGACCGAGGUUUGCAGGACCAGAAUUCGAUUAGCCUUCACACCUCACUAACAGGACCAGACCGAACAGGGCCGAUGUGAAUUCACUCCUUCUUACUCCCAACCUAUGAUUUUCUUCUUUGUUCUUGCAUUCAGCCAUUAUCACUAAAGGUCAAUUCACCGUUGACCAAGAUGACGUUUCUGGUAAUGGUUAUAGUCAGGAGUUCGCAUUUUAACAUAAAGGUAAAUUAGGAUUGUUGAUCUUCCUGUUGAAUCUGAAAUUCAAAGAUAUUGAUUUUGGUUGUCAACUUAAACCCUUUAACAGAUUUGGCAAUCGAGCCAUCUGCUAGAAUGUUAGCAUGCUAAUCUUUGAGCACUUUUUUUCCCAACAACACAUUGACCUCUGCUAGAUGUUAUUUUACUGCUGCGUCACAUCAAGACCUUAAUGAAGCCUUUGAUAUUGUUUCAGGCAGAGUGGAUUUUAAUUCAUACAUUCCUAAUUAUCCAACAUAAUCAGCAUAUGCUAAUUUUCAGAACUGCUGAGUCACUUUAAGCUCAAAGCUGGCAUGUCGACUAGCUAGCUGAGACUUCUUUGCUAACGGUUUCACAAAAGUUUGUUUCUGACAGAAAGACAUAAUAGAAAUUAUUUAUUAACUUCAGUGUGUCUGAAUAAACUUUAGAGUCAAUAAUCAACAGAAUAUGAUGAUGUAAACAGCCCCAAACUACAUAUUUGUGACCAAAAUCUCAAAACAAUUGAUCCACUUUACAAUAACGCUUCCCUUUAUAAAUGUAUAAAUUCGGUGAAUAGCCAGGAUACAUUUAUAAAUCACCAAUAAGAAGCUUUAAGACUAUUUCUACUAAUUCAGACAGAAUAACUGUUUUUUUUUAAAAUUGGUUUAAAAAGUAAUUUAGUAGACUUUAACAAUGGUACUCCUGUCUUGAAAGCAGUGAAAUUCAAUAAACUCAAAUUUUUUUUUUGGCCGUUUUGUUACUACGGGCCUUCAAAUUAAAAGCACUAGUAAGGUAUUACUGGAACCGGUUUAAAUUCUACGAUCUUUAACUAAAGACCGACUUCUGUUGCUAUUUUAUAACAGUAAAUUUAAGUCCAGAAAGUGGACUUAAAUUUUCUAAAACAUUCUUUUUCAUUUUUCUUUUUUUUUUCAUUUUCUAAAAGAAUGAAAGUCAAGAGUAAGAGGAAAUGUAGUAAAAAUACUAUAUAAAUAAAAAUGAAGUCGUUUUGGUUUCUUUGGCCUUUAGACCAGGAGUUUCCUGAUGCCAAACAAACCGUUUUUAUUAGUUUUUUUGCUUUUAAGAAAAUAAACUGCGUAUCCAGAAACCAGGCGGUCAUUUUCCUUCCUGAAGAACCAGAAGCUGAUAGAUGUAAAACCAGAUGUUAGGAAGAUGUUUUGUUUGCCAGAAAAUAAUAAAAGCUGAUUUGAAAACUUGAAUUAACCCUGUUUUUAUGCCGUUCUGCAUGGAGUUGUGGGUCAUUUGCACUAAAAUGUUGUUACAGGGAACAGAGAGAGGACACUGUGCUGGUCAGAGCAUUUCAGCCUAAAGCUAACGGACAAAACAUGCAGCUGGUUUAGAUUAACACUAGGGGGCAGCAAAUCACGCUGGUCCACCAGCUGCAGCAUCUCAUCUGGUUUUUAGUAGAACAAGAAUGUUUUUAGUAAAAGUCAUGCAGCAAAACAUGAAGUUUUGUACUAAAAUCCUGCUAAAACAUUUAUGUAUAGAAAAGGAGGUAAACCCUGCAGGAUUUUAGAAAGAAAAAUUCAGGUGUUUAGUAUAAAACAUGCAUUUUUUAUGUGUACUGCAGCUUGGAUUCAGCAAUUGAAUAUAAUUGAGUUUUGCAGUGAUUUGACCAGAGUCAUAAGGCUGGAAGAGGCCUUUCAGAGUUUGGAUGGGACCACCAUCUCGCAUGUCGCCACUAGGGGUCAGCACUGACUCUGCUUGCUGGUUUUGCUUUUAUUUUGUAAAUUCAAUCAGCUCCACACAGUGGGACGUGGAGACGAGGUUUAUUCCUCACUUAUUUAUCAGAUAUUUACAUUUUCAACACAAACUCAGCCAAAUGAGAGUGUUUUAGGUUAAUUAAUGUGGAUUAUUUGAGGCAUUUAAACGGAUUCAGAGCAUGAAAACAUGGAACCCAUCCCUUUCUGACAGCUGCCAUAUUUAUUAAGCUAAAACAUGUUCCUCACCUGUUGCUUUUGUGACAGUUUUUACAUUUACCAGAGCGUUUAAAUCUGAAGUUUGCGUUGGAGCGGCUGACGGUUUCAACCGUCAACCUCGACCGGAUCGUCCAGUAAGAAUUUCCCAUUCCUCAAAGAAAUCCUGCAUGUGGCUCAAUAAAAAAUAAAUAUCAGAGUAAAACUUUUCCUAGGGCUGAAAUUGAUCUGUUGACUGAACCAAACUUGGUCUCCGGUGCCUUGUGAAAUAUUUGAUAUUUAUAUCUACAAAACCAAGUUUAAAGAGCUAAGUUGGCAGGCCGUGUUUCCAGGUUGUGGCUGUGUUUAUGAUAUUCUUUAUUUUAAAUUAAAGUUUGCAGAAAUGAGGCUCAUUAAAGUCAACUUUUGUUUUUAACUCAUAGAUAUCUGUUGUAAGGAGGUGAAAAUCUAUAUUUUCUAGUCUUGCAGCUUUUAAUUGGGCAUUCGGAUAAUUUCUUUCUAUUGCUUGAGGUUUAAAUUUUGGUUUAAUUUGCUGUGUCUGUUGAUUAGUGCAGAGGUGUCCAAAGUGUGGCUGGUGGGCCGUUUGUGGCCCUCAGAAUCGGUUUGUUUGGUCCAAAAUUCAAAACUGAUGUUUGUUUUUGUUUUAGGAAAAGUUUUGGAUUUUAACCGAAGGAAGUAAAACACAAACCAACCAUGCUUUUUGCUUUUAUUUAAGUCUCAAACGUCCAGUGAAUUUUACAGAAAAUCAACCCAAAAAUACGCAAGAUAAAACUGAAAUCAGUUACAACCUGACCUAAAAUUUAGUUCAGUUUCAGGUUUUGUCAUUUCCAUUUGGUCAGGAUUGACCCUGGAGUUCAUCAGGGCGGACAGUUUGGACCCCUCUGCUUUAGUGUUUUAACGUUUGGAGUUCAGGCGUGACUCUGCUGUCCAUAUCACUCCGUUUUCCCAACCAAUUUGAACGCAGCGCCUUCACAACCUUUAACACUUCCUGCCCCUUUUAUUUUUGAUAACUCUAAUUUUUUCAAGCAUAUACAGAAUCUAUCUCAGACUUAAUCCAUCUGUUCCGGUUUUUUUGUAGCGUGACUUUUUUCGGGGAAACUUUUCCUACCUAAAAUGUGACUCAGCUGUUUUCUGAGAUGAAGCGGAGUUAUGUAAUGUAGCUUGUGAAAUGAGAGCACCCCUUUAAAAUCCAAUAAAUUUGAUUUGAUAGAC